AGAAGAUAUGAAUGAGGGAUAAUUCGGAGACGAAGCUUUGAACAUUAAGUAAUCAAAUAAUUUCCUUCAAAAACUGUGAAACUAUGUCAAAUAAUUUCCUUCAAAAACUGUGAAACUACGUAAAAUAUGCCGUUUAUUCAAAUGAUCUAUGAGUAUGUAAUUUUGUAUGGUUCUUUUUCACUCUUCUGAUUAAAUAAAUUAGGAUUUAUGAUUAAAAAGGAUUUUUUGCAUAAUACGCUCUACAAUAAUAUACACACUAUCCAUUGGACCCACUUGUCCAUGAUGCAUUCCUUUUCUAUUUCUCCAACAUUAUAAAACACUCCUAACCCGUCCUCUUGCUUUAAACCAACUUCUUCCCACAAAUAAAAUUAAGUAUACGAACUCUUUCAUAUUCAUCUCUUACUCUUAGAAACCAAAUACAUCAAUGAUUCCGGCGGAAAUCACCGGAUAUUAUCAAUAUUAUCGCCGGAAAACUUAGGAACUCCCGACGGAAUUCAACAUAAUAAAUAUGCCCUCAUCUCCAACAUCUUCCUCUUCCUUAACAUACUUAAAUGAUCUCAUCAACAACAACUACUCAUCAUCAUCCAUCCGUCAAGAUCUCAUGAUGGGCAACAACUCAACUUCCGAUGAAGAUCAUCAGCAUCAUCAUCAUCAGAGCAUCAUCAUAGUCGACGAGAGGAAACAGAGGAGGAUGCUUUCAAACAGAGAAUCCGCUAGGAGGUCGAGGAUGAGGAAACAGAGACAUCUUGAUGAACUCUGGUCUCAGGUGAUAAGGCUUCGCAACGAGAACAACUGUCUUAUUGAUAAGCUGAACCGUGUAUCGGAGACUCAAGAUAGCGUAUUGAAGGAGAAUUCUAAACUCAAAGAAGAAGCUUCUGAACUCCGACAACUUGUAUGUGAACUAAAAUCUAACAAGAACAGCGACGAUGACAACAACUUUGUAAGAAAGUUAUCGGAAUGAGAUUGUGGUUUCUUUGUAUCAACAGAAAAGAUCAAUGGGGUUUUGGGUUUUGGUUCUUUCUCGAAUAUAAAGUUGGUGAUAAUCAUAUAUUAGUAUAUUAUAUUGUAUGCAUACUAUAUAUAUUGAAGUUAGAUAAUAUAACUUAUAGUUCUUGAGCGA
Brassica napus (rape) is the source of this 1120-nucleotide messenger RNA. Its product is annotated as basic leucine zipper 43. Gene Ontology annotation, molecular function: DNA-binding transcription factor activity. The record is from RefSeq and is a predicted model, not a curated record. Lineage: Eukaryota; Viridiplantae; Streptophyta; Magnoliopsida; Brassicales; Brassicaceae. Gene Ontology annotation, biological process: regulation of DNA-templated transcription.